Molecule: messenger RNA, 1622 nt
Organism: Prunus mume (Japanese apricot)
Lineage: Eukaryota; Viridiplantae; Streptophyta; Magnoliopsida; Rosales; Rosaceae
Product: CBS domain-containing protein CBSX5
Cellular component (GO): cytoplasm; nucleus
Source: RefSeq, a predicted model, not a curated record
CUAAAACUCCUCAACAUCACCACCACCACAAUAAAAAGCUCUGCUUUUUCGCAACCUACAGAGCUCCUUCCUUCAAUCCAUCCUCUUCCUCCUCCUCCUCCUCCUCCUCCUCCUCAUCAUCGCCAUUGUCAACUAGUUCUUGCAUGGCAGUGAGCUUCUUGAGGUACGAGGUAUCUGACCUCUGUCUAGCCAAGCCGGCCCUGAGGUCCCUCUCUGCCUCCGCCACAGUUGCUGAUGCCUUAGAGGCCUUGAAGACAUGUGAGGAAAACUUCAUCAGUGUCUGGGACUGCAACCACUCCAAGACUACCAGAUCUCUAGACGCUGGCCAGCUGUGCCGCUGUGUUGGCAAGGUCUGCAUGGUUGAUGUCAUCUGCUAUCUCUGUAAAGAUGACAACUUGGUGUCUCCAUCUGCUGCUCUCAAGGCACCUGUCUCUGCAAUUUUGUCUAAGAUUCCUGGCCAAGUGAUGCAUGUGGAACCCUCUUGCAGCCUACUAGCAGCCAUUGAUCUGAUCGUCCAGGGAGUCCAGAACUUGGUAGUACCAAUAAGAACCAGGCUAAGCAGCAGUUCAAGAAGAAAACAACACCCAAAAAGCACCACCACCACCUUCCACAAUGGCCAAGAGUUCUGCUGGCUGACACAAGAAGAUGUAGUCCGAUUUCUCCUCAGCUCAAUUGGCCUCUUCUCUCCCAUCCCAGCUUUCUCCAUAGACUCUCUUGGCAUUAUCAGCACUGACAUCUUAGCCAUCAACUACCACUCCUCAGCAAACUCAGCCCUGCAGCUCAUAUCCCAAUCACUUUCUCAGCAGACCUCUGUGGCUGUGGUAGACUCCGAGGGGGUCUUGAUUGGUGAGAUCUCACCCUUCACCCUUGCCUGCUGUGAUGAGUCAGUGGCUGCAGCCAUCACCACUCUCUCAGCUGGAGACCUCAUGUCCUACAUUGAUUGUGGUGGACCCCCUGAGCACUUGGUUAGGGUUGUGAUGGAGAGAUUGAAGGAGAGAAAGCUACAAGGGGUGUUGGAAAAUUACACAUUAACUUCAUCAAGUUCUUAUGCACAUUCUUUGAUGUCUUCUUCAUCAGAUGAAGAGUCUUCUGUGUCUCCAAAUACCACUUUGCAGCCAAGGUCUGGUAGAUACAGUAGGUCCAGUAGCUACUCAGCUAGAAUGGUGAGGAGGGCUGAGGCCAUAGUUUGCCAUCCCAAGAGCUCAUUGGUAGCUGUGAUGAUUCAAGCAAUUGCUCACAGAGCGAACUAUGUGUGGGUUAUUGAGGAUGAUUGUAGCUUGGUGGGAAUUGUCACUUUUUCUGGCAUGUUAAAAGUUUUCAGGGAACACUUGGAGACCAUGGCCUAGAAGAUGUAUUAUUAGGAGUUGGGAGUGCAAAGGUUUUGGUUUUUUGAUCAUGACCUGGGGCUUUGAGAGAAUAAAGAUGAGAGAAAAAAGAAAAAAGAAAAAAAAUUGAGGUAGUGAUGUGAAUAGGGAGAACUUUGUUCUCACAAUUUUCAAGUUGGCUUUGUGUGGAUCUUGUUAUGUGGUCUUUUGUUUUACUAUUUGAUCUUCAAAUUGCCUCUUUUGGCACUUCAUUAUAUUUGAGCAGAAAAAAUCAGGCAUAGGCAGGCAGAUUCUCAA